Molecule: messenger RNA, 1712 nt
Organism: Geodia barretti
Lineage: Eukaryota; Metazoa; Porifera; Demospongiae; Tetractinellida; Geodiidae
Source: the annotation of a GenBank genome assembly
ACGUGCGUUCGGGUGACGCUCGAGGCUCCAAGUUGGCGCGUAGUUUGUGCGUUUUUCAUCACUUUGGAUAAACGGAGAAGCUUUAUACAGAGGCAGAAGACAUGGAUGGUGUUGCUAAAGCCAACAAGCUGGCGGAGGAAAUGUCCAGGUUCGAGCAGGAGAUAUUGGGUGCUGCGGAGUCGGCACCAAAAGGCCCCUCCACCGGUCCUCCUCCAAUCUCCACACCAAACACCAGCACUCUGCAACUUCCGUCACAAUUCUUCCCUCGGCCACCCAGACCCCCUGGAUUCUCUGGACCCCCUGGACCUCCUCCGGGCAUCCCCCGCCACCCCGGACCCCCUGGUCCCCCUCCUGGUGUCCCAGGCAGACCUGGUCUCCCUCCCCAUGGUGGACCAAGACCUCUCAUGCCUCCGAGACCACCACCAGGACCCCCGGGACCUCGGUUCCAGAUGCCACCCGGUCCCCCGAUGGGACCUCCUCCCAACAUGAUGAAUGGACCCCCUCCUCCCAGAAGACCCCCUCCUCCCCCGGGGGGCAUGCCCCCGCAGAUGCGACCCCCCAUGUCUGCCAUGCCCCCUCCCCAUCCCCACAUGUCUCAGCCUCCUCCUCCCCCUCCUCCCCGACCUCCCCUACAGCAACCACCACAUGCAGAGCACCGGGUAAUGGCACAGUCACUGCCCCCACCUCUAGCUGCCCUGACUGCUCCAUUGUCGGCCCCUCCUCCUCAUCUGGUGCCCUCCUACCAGCAGCCACUCAAACCAGCCGUCCUCCCCACCCCUCCUCCUGGCUUCCCCUCCUCCUCCUCCAAAUAUGGUGCCUCCAGGAGUGCAGGUACAACACACGGUACUAGGAUCGUCAACCCUUGGUGUAGUUGUGCAGUGAGUGUCACAGUAAAAUACUUAGUGGUGGAUGUGCUGCACCCUAUUCUGCCUUACUACAUAAGUCACCUGCAGCGCAGUGAUAAUUAUAUUAUUGUUGAAAUUUGUUAUUAUCAUAGUUGGGAAAACUUAUGCAAGAACGAUGGUGUACCAGGACCAGUUUUUAUUCAUGUAAUACGUGCAAUACUGUUGUCUGUGUGUCCUAUGUAUGUAUGUAGUAGAAGGUUACUCUGAAGGGGCUGAGGGAGGUGUCGUGGAGGCCGGUCUGCUCCCUGUGCCAAAAAAACCUCCAAAGGGUAUCAAGACGGACGUGACCAAGCUACGGUUGGGCGGCGGUCAGGUGUGGCAGGACCACUCCCUGGAGGACUGGGACCCCAAUGACUUCAGGAUAUUUGUGGGAGACCUUGGUAACGAUGUGAACGACGACCUCCUGGCAAGGACCUUCUCCAAGUACCCAUCAUUCCUCAAGGCGAGAGUCAUAAGAGACAAGUGGACCAAAAAGACCAAGGGCUACGGAUUUGUCAGUUUCAAAGACCCGCACGACUUCAUACAGGCCAUGAGAGAAAUGAACGGGAGGUACAUUGGGAAUCGGCCAAUGAGGUUGCGCAAGAGUACGUGGAAGGACCGGAACUUCUUGGAGGUGAAGAAGAAGGAGAAGAGCAAGAAGAGACUGGGGUUCAAGGUCUAGCAUUGUGACUAAUGGUGUCGUAUUUCUCUUCUUGGCUCGCUCUCUCUCUCUCUUGCUCCCUCUAUCCCUUUCUUUAAUUUGCUGCUGAACAUCACAAUGUUAUAUAGUAUAAUUAUUACACCCACCGAUUAUGCGCAGGACAUGGU